ACAAAUACAGUAACUAUAGUCACCAUCACCUGUGAGGUUUGUGGUUGAUGACAACAAUGGUGAGUAAACUUGUGAUGUGUUGUAGUUACUGUUAUAAAGUCUUCACACACAGUUGUUGCUCAGAGUGUCACAGGAAACUGCAGCCUUUGGCUCCCAAGCUUUUAAUUGUUCUGGAUCUGUCUUUCGAUCUGAAGGAGUUGUACGAGUCUAUAACUGAAAACCACAGUAAAUGGCAGCCAAUGACUCUUCAGUCCGCGUGAUUGAUGAAAGGGUCAUUAUAGUUCAGGUUCUCAUAUCACUUUUCCUUUGCAUCAACCUUUUGCUGAUCACAGUCUUUUUCAUGAAGGAUUUCUUCUACACAACCAUGCGCUACAUCUUCUUUGCACUGACUCUUAUGUCUGAUUGUGUGUUUUUACUUGUAACUAACGCUCUUCUCAUUUUAUCGUACUUUCGUUUUAACAUGCAUAUGUCAUUGUGCCUUAUUGUGUAUGUGGCUGUGUCUUUAUACAUUUUUGUCACUCCGGUGACUCUGACAGCGAUGACGCUGGAGCGCUUUGUGGCCAUUUGCAUGCCACUGCGACACGGAGAUCUGUGCUCCACACGCAGCGCUCUGCACUGCAUCGUCAUCAUUCACGGCGUCAGCUCUUUGCCCUGCGUGGUUGUUCUCUCCAUCUUCUUUGCUACUGCGAGCCACAGCUACUACACAAAGGCUAUUGUUUGCUCUGUGGAGAAGUUCAUCCUCCACACCUGGCAGAGUCAUCUUAGGUCUGCAAUAAGUCAGUUUUACUUCCUGGUCAUGGUUAUCAUUAUCAUGUUCUCAUACUUUAAAAUAAUGAAGGUGGCCAGAGCUGCAUCAGGACAGAACAGAAAGUCAACAUGGAAAGGCCUCAGAACUGUGGUUCUUCAUGGCUUUCAGCUGUUCCUUUGUCUUUUCCAGCUGUGGUGUCCUUUCAUUGAAGCUGCUGUUCUUCAGAUUAACUUGAUGCUCUACGUUAAUGUCAGGUACUUUAACUACAUUAUGUUCAUUCUUUCUCCGAGGUGUUUGAGUCCUCUCAUUUACGGCCUCAGGGAUGAAAAGUUUUUUGUUGCUCUGAGAAGCUUUGUUCUUUGUGGUUUUUAUAAGAAACACUAAUCACAUUUAUUGGAUGAAAGUGGCUUUGCUUUAAUUGUAUUGAUCAAUUGUGAUUGAUAUUUAUUUAUUGUGCUUCAUUUUCAAUAAACAAAAUUAAAAAAUAUAUAGAAAAACAAAAGAAUAUCCACAUUCUCUGUGGUCGCCCUAAAGACUGAAGCUAAAACUUGUUUUUAUUUCAUAGAAACAUAAUAAAAAUGAGGGCUGCAACUAA
Messenger RNA from Solea senegalensis (Senegalese sole), 1343 nucleotides. Its product is annotated as odorant receptor 131-2-like. Lineage: Eukaryota; Metazoa; Chordata; Actinopteri; Pleuronectiformes; Soleidae. Bases 230 to 1132 code for a protein of 300 amino acids. The transcript has a single exon. Gene Ontology annotation, cellular component: membrane. Gene Ontology annotation, molecular function: G protein-coupled receptor activity. The record is from RefSeq and is a predicted model, not a curated record. Gene Ontology annotation, biological process: G protein-coupled receptor signaling pathway.